This is a messenger RNA of Symbiodinium natans, 4995 nucleotides long. The record is from the annotation of a GenBank genome assembly. Lineage: Eukaryota; Dinophyceae; Suessiales; Symbiodiniaceae.
AUGCGGCACAUGAAUGCUGUGUGCUUCCUCAGGCCGACCAACAAGAAUUUUUUGAAGCUCUCCCAGGAGCUGAAGAAUCCAAAAUACAACGAGUAUCACCUCUUCUUCACCAACGUCGUCCCUCACAUGCGGCUUGAGCCGCUCGCGUGCUGCGAUGAGUACGAGGUUGUGAAGCAGGUGCAGGAGUUCUUUGCCGAUGUCUAUGCGGUCAACCAUGACCUUUUCUCUCUGAACUUGCAGUCGACAGUCCGGCUGACAGAGGAUCCUGGCAGAUGGACAUCGUACGAAGAGAGCAUCUUUGAGCGAAUCAUCGAGGGGCUUCUCGCAACUUGCCUGACUUUGCGGAUGCUUCCUGCAAUCCGAUAUACAGACUCGUGUGAUCUCACGCGGCAGAUAGCGCACAGACUUCAGACACGCAUCCACGAAGAGCAGAGCCUCUUCGAAGCCAUUGUAAAGGCCCAGAAAGGCGAGGCCACACCAGUCCUGCUGCUUUUCGACCGCAGGAAUGAUCCUGUCACGCCUUUGCUGCAGCAGUGGACCUAUCAGGCGAUGGUUCAUGAGCUCCUGGGCAUGCACAACAACAUUGUGGACCUGAAGAAGGUGCAGAAGGAUGCGAGGCCUGAGCUGGAGAGGAUCGUCAUGUCGCCGCUUCAGGACGAGUUCUUUUUGACGAACUUGUACUCCAACUUUGGCGACUUGGGGCAGAACACCCGGAACCUGGUUGAGAAGUACCAAAAGGAAACAAAGAACACGGCCCGCAUUGAGUCAAUCGAGGAGAUGCAGCGGUUUGUGGAUGAGUAUCCGGAGUUCCGGCGCAUGUCAGGCAAUGUUUCCAAACACGUCAACGUGGUCAGCGAGCUGUCUCGAAUCAUUGAUGCCUAUGGGCUCCUCGAGGCCUCGCAGCUGGAGCAGGAACUGGCAUGCUCGGAGAACCAGAAGGAGCACUACAAAUCGCUGGUGGAUUUGUUGAAGAUGGCGAAGAUCACUCCAAUGGAAGGUCUUCGCCUUGUGCUGCUCUUUGCGCUCAGGUACGAGCAUGAGUACAACUCCAUUGCGCAGCUCAAGGACCAGCUGCGGCAAAAAGGCGUUGGAGAUGACCAAAUAGGCCUUGUGGACCAGCUGUUGCGCUACGCGGGCUCGCAAGUGCGGAACAGCGACUUGUUUCAGAACAAGAGCUUCUUACAACUAGCAAAGAACGUUGUCACCAGCAGCUUCAAAGGUGUGGAGAACGUCUACACCCAGCACAAGAGCCAUGUGGCCAGCGUCGUUAGCUCCCUGAUGAAGGGCCAGCUGAAGGAGACCAGCUACCCGUACAUGCAGGGCAAGGGAAGCAGCGUGGCUCCAGCGCGGGAGCCGCCCAGACGCUGUGUCGCCUUUGUCGUCGGAGGCUGCACCUAUGAGGAGGCGAGAGACAUCGCCGAAUUGAACCGGACCUUGGACGGAUGCAGGCAGAUUCCAGCAAGCAAAGCUCAAGUUUUGCUCUUCGCACGCUUCAACAAGGCUCAGGCUGUCCGAAGACCGGACGGCUGGCUGGGCCCUGGGCCCUGGCUGGAUGCCAGACCGGACCCGGACGAUUUGCCUGCGAACGAGGUGAGCUUGACGGCGGCCAUUGAUGUGCGCUGUUUGGAUGAGUACUGCCAGCACGUCGCAUUUCUCUUCACCUGGUUCACAGACACCGGUGAGUUGGCACAGAGCAUCAGCACUGGGCCCGUGUCCAGCGAGAGCUGGCAACAGGCUGGUGAACCUGAGCCUGUGGAGACAUCUGAGGAUGCCGCGCCGGCAGAUGCCGCGCCUGCAGACGCUGAAGGUCAGGGCCCACCUCAAGAGCCAGAGGAGGCUGAGGAGAAGCGUCAAGCAUACAUCGAAUCACGGCGCUUUGAAAGCCUCUCGCCAACGAUGAGUUCUACAUGUGCCUUCGUUCGAGCUCUUGCUGUCCAGGCUCUUCGCAUUCAGGCCUUCGUUCCAGAUCCCGAGGCACCAUUGCCCGAGCCAGGCUCUUUGGCAGACAUUGGUUCCCCUCCGACCUCGGCGUCUGGCAAGAAGAAGCCGGAUCCCAAGAAGGAUCCGAAGAAGAAGAAGGACCAGAAAGAGGUGGCGGCGAAGGAUCCGGCCGAAUCUUCCGAUGGCACCCCAGCGGGGUUUGUCAAGCUGGAUUUUGUCAUUCCGUUGGCUCCGCUGAUCGUGCAGAAGUGCAUCCAGCAAGCAGGUCCGAUCGUCUCUGAGGACUUGCUUGUAGAAGUGCCAUGCCCACAGAUCAAGGGCUUGCAGGUGAGUGUGCGCUGCAGCGGGCCGCUUCUCACGGCGGAGGUCAGACAGCAUCUGAACCCACUUCUGCUGACCUUGGGUGGUGCCCAUGCACUUCCGAAGGAUCCGCAUCGUGGGCAGCAGGAGCUAGUGUAUGCUGUGGUGGAGGCUUUCGGCGAACGUCGACGAACACUGGCAAAGAAGAUGGACAAGAUCGGGAACGUGCAAUUCAAGGCCCAUCUGGUCUACUUUCUGGGCACAUGGCCUCAACAUGAGACGCGCGAGCACUUGCAGCUGGCCAAGGUUGGUGUCGAGGUGCAUGAUCGUGACAAGGGCGUGCACAGCGAACCCAAAAUCGUGGAGGAGCCACCAGCAGAGGAGCCGCCACCGAAAAAGGGUGGCAAGGCCCCUCCGACACCGGAGAAACUACCUCCGCAAGUUGUCCCACCAGGCUGGGAGGCUUCCGUGGAUGUGAGAGAAGUGGCCGAGGCCUGGUGUGGCGUCGCCUGCGUGAACCUGGCUGAGCUCUUGAAUCCCAGGUUGACGCAUCCGCUGCCACUUCGUGCUGAUGUCGAGCCAGAACGUCGAAAGCAGCGAGCUUUGAGCGGUGGACGCGGGCUUCAGGUCUCCAACGUCAUGAAAGGAGAUGCAACCGCACGCGAGCUGAUUAUGUCAACAGAAAAGCCGGUUUCCGAGCCGAUGCCAGACUACCACGGUAAGCACACCUGGGUUCGGCUAACGGCGGCCCUAGCCGAGCCAUUGCCGCCAUUGGCGGCUCCUGCGAAGACCGUGGACACCGCGGAUCCGGAAGAGGCGUCGGGAAAAGAUCCGGAGCCUGCAGACGAGAAACUCGAGGGGGCGGCUGAGGGCCAGGAGGAGGAGCCACUCCCUCCACGAUAUGAAAGGUACACUCGGUUGGUCGUCAAGAUAGACUAUCGAAAGACGACCGUGCUGAAGAUGCUUCUCCAAGCAGUGUGUGACAACAAUGUCCGCGCGUUGGACCUGGAUCCUGGGCAAGCGCGCACGCUUGCCAGUGUGAAGCUCACAGAUGAGCAGAAGAGUCAGGAUUUGGACAUCAUCACAGGCUUCAUAGUCAUGGAUCGCCGCUGCCGGCUCGUUGUCGUAGAAUGCCUCCGCGAGAGCGAAGCCUUGAGCAAGCUGUUGGAGGUUCUUCCCGAAGAACGCACACCGAAACUGAUGGUCCUGUUUAACCCCCAACUUGGGUUCAGCCAGCGGCUUUACACCGACUUCAACCUCGUCCUGAAGCAGGUGAAGCUGCGUCAGCCGACGCUGGAAGGCCUCACGACGCGGCCAGCGCUAUGCCUGGCUGGGCGUGAUGCCGCCGUCAGCCGUGGCUUGAAUCAGCUGAUGGAGAUCAAGAGAGCAGAUCGGAUCCACGUCUUGAAGCUGAUGGACUCAUUCCCCACGUUGAAGAUCAUCGAGGAAAUCGAGACACAGUACGGCGACUUCGUUCAUGAAAAGGAGCUGCAUGGUGGCUGUGCCGACGAAACGAGGUCCGCGCACUCCAAGAUGACCGGGCGGACGGGCCGUUCCAGCAACCGCUCGGGCGGCUCGGGCGGAAGGCAUUCCGGAGGGCAGUCCGGAGGCGGUACGGCGGAAGGGGCUGAUGCGGACCGUGACAGUGAGGACCAGGAUGAACACGGCUCGGUGAUCGAGGAGGUGCACGUCCGGAACGCCAAGAUAGUGCUGAAGCCCAAGCUCACCUCGACAAACGAGAGCUUCCAGAGGACACUUCAGGCCCGCAACGCGGAGCCGCCGACGGACAUGAUCAGGACAAACAAGAAGGCGCUCGGAGAAAUGAGCAGGCAGAUGAAGGCGGAAGCAGGCUCCCGAAAAGUUGGCCCAAGGAAGGAGGUGGACGUGUCCUUCUUGGAGCCUGCGGAGCCUGUGUACAUCUACUCGGGACAGGCCAAAAACACGGCGGAGAAGCAGAAGAAGGCGAUCCGAGCAAAAAUGGCCGGCCAGGAAGGUGAGAAGCUGUGGACGUACUCGGCAGAGCGAAACUCCGGCUGCUUCCCGCUCUUGGAGAGGGAGGUACAGCUCGACAGGAUGCUGCGUGAGGAAGUCCCACAGGAGGAUGACCGCAAACCCUUCAAGUACCCGAGCCCUCGCGAGGCUGCGGACUACCGGCGCAUGACAAACCAAGUCUCCGAUGCCAGGAAGGAAGACUUGCAGGCCAAGUGGGUCGAAAAUCAGCUGCAUCCCGAGAUGGAAAAGAAGGACAUCAUUCGCGGAGCUUUUGAUGCACAGUCCCUGGGCAUAGGCGGGUCUCACGUCAUCGACCUCCGCCGGCCCUGCCUCUAUGAAGCCACAACGCCAGCUGAACCAGAGGCCAGCCCGCCGCCCAUGAAGUACAAGGCCCGAAACGUGAUGGGCUUGGAGAGUGCGAUUGACAAGCACCACAGGAGCAUCCGUGAUGGAGAGCCAGAGAAGCUUGGCUUUCGAUUCUCAGAGCGGCGGCCUCCCAGAGCCAUUCGGAAGAAGUUCGGCCACAAUGAGAAAGUCACAGAGCGCCUGGAGGUGGACAAUCCUCCGAUUUCUUGCCAGAAGGAUGAGGAGUAUCGCGAGGACAAGGGGACCUGCGAGUCACUCUCGAGCUUCAUGACUGCUGUGCGAAGGCCCCUGGAGUUGCACAACAAGCGUUCCGAAUGGAACCACUCCCCGCACCUCAACUCCUUGCAGGGAAGAUCGCAGAAUGCGCUGCAGCUUCUUGUCUCCAAUGCUGCAUGA